AUGCCCUAUAGUUUAGGGAGCGACAAGCUCGAAAAGACGAACCUUGAGAAAAUCAAGAGCAAGCUGUCGGAAGAUGAAGAAAGGAAGUUGACCACAGAUAUGCGCGAGCUCUACGACAGGUUAAUACCGACUGAGAAGGUUGAGGAGAAUCGCAAAAAGCUUGUCGUCAAAUUGGAGAAAAUCUUCAACGAGGAGUGGCCGGGAAAUGACAUCCGCGUCAAUCUCUUUGGUUCGUCGGGUAACCUGCUUUGCUCUGAUGACUCCGAUGUCGACAUUUGCAUCACGACACCAUGGAAGGAGAUGGAGGGCGUUUGCAUGAUUGCGAACCUCCUCGCAAAGAAGGGCAUGGAGAAGGUGGUCUGUAUUUCCGCCGCGAAAGUCCCGAUUGUCAAAAUCUGGGACCCCGAACUCGGCCUCGCAUGCGACAUGAACGUGAACAACACUCUGGCUUUGGAGAACACGCGAAUGGUGCGCACUUAUGUCGAGAUCGACCCACGAGUGAGGCCACUGGCGAUGAUUGUCAAGUACUGGACACGGAAGAGGAUCGUGAAUGACGCCGCCUUCGGCGGCACACUCAGUUCCUACACGUGGAUUUGCCUGAUCAUCGGAUUCCUGCAACUCCGCGACCCGCCAGUCCUUCCGUCACUGCACCAGCGACAACACCAAAGGCUCCCUAAGAAGGGUGGGCCGGAGAGCGCGUUUGCCGAUGACCUUGACAAGCUUCGUGGGUUUGGCGACAAGAACAAAUCUUCUUUGGGUGACCUUUUGUUUCAAUUCUUCAGGUUUUAUGCGCACGAGUUCGACUACGAGAAGAAUGCCAUCUCGGUCCGCCUUGGUAGGAAAGUGUCGAAACAGGAGAAGGGAUGGCAUAUUGGUCUGAACAACUUCCUGUGUGUGGAGGAACCAUUCAACACCGUUCGCAACCUGGGCAACACUGCAGAUGAAUAUUCUUUCCGCGGCCUUCAUCUCGAGUUGCGACGAGCAUUUGAUCUGAUCUCGGAAGCCAAACUGGAUGAGUGUUGCGAGCAGUACAUUUACCCCAAGGAGGAGCCGCCGACGUUCCAAAGGCCCGCGCAGACUUCACGUCCGGUCAUGAUUCGCAGUUCUUCGCAGCAGCAUUCUGGCAGAGGAGGUGGCCGCGGCAACUACCGUGGCGGUCGUCAUUCUAACAACUUCCACCGCAACGGAAACUCCAACCGGAGAGCGUCGUCGAGCGUUGCCUAUGAUACUAACACAAUGUACAUGCCGCAAGUAGCAGUCACACCGCAGGAGCUCGCCUGGUUCACACAACAGCCGUCAGCUCACCAGCUUCAGUACCCCGCGCUUGUGAGUGCAGCCAUGGCCGCCCAAUUACAGCAGGAAAAUAACCUUCGCAUCCAGCUCUACAGCCAGUCCCAGGUAUACCAGCAAGUGCAAGCCCAGAUGGCUGCUCAAAUGCAUGCCGCACAGAGAAUGCAAAGCUCCAACGCAAACUCGCAGCAGGGCUCCCAGCGAUCUAGGACCAACUCGUUCGACAACCCUCCCCUAAGUGCUCCCAUCGCUGUUCCUGAAUGGUACAGCAUGUAUGGUGGUGUUCCCUUCCCCGCUACCUACUACAACCAGUCUGGAUUCACGUACCCAUCCUCACCUGCAACAACCACGGCGACACCGGAGUACCGUCGAGGACUGCAAAGGUCUUCAGUGACAACGGAAUCCGGCAACUCGACGUCGGGAAGCUCGCUUAGGUCUCAAUCGCAGCCUGCUUCGCGGUCUGGCCCAGCAGGACAACAGGCGCAAGGCUACCCUGGCUCCAGCACGCCAACGAAUGGAAGCUCGCAUCCGCCCCGCCAGGUCAAUGGAGUUCCGAUCCCGAGCUUCAUCCCUGACGACGCUGAUUACGACGAGGCGCCUCAACGGCCUGCAAGCAACUCACCAAACUCCGAAGAUGGAGCUGCGUACUUGGGCUACUACGUUUCAGAAGCAUCCAGUCCAGCCCGCUCUCAAGAGCGUCCCCCAGUGAUUGUCAACGGCACGACCACACCCUCAUCGAUCAGCAACACUGCUGCCACGGCCUCGCCUGCUUCAGCGCCUCGACCUGUCGACGACCCUUCGUUUCGCGACAGAAUCGCCUUGAUGAAUCAGUAUGGGUGGUCACAGCAAGCUCAGGCGUCGCCGGAGGUUCCCGUUGGAAACCAAAUUUCCCUGCAGCGAAGGGCUAUGCGGCAGCAAAGUGGGGUGAUAGCACCGCUCGAUCUGGCGACCAGGGAGAACAGGAUGAACGGCCACCAACUUAGCAUUGAUGCUCAACAUCUCUCACCCAUUAACGAGACACGUUCGCCUUCUCCGACAGUCGUGAGGAAAGGCGACUUUCAAGUGAAGAGUGAUCUGCAAAGUGGCCACGCAGAGUCGAUCCUGCCGGCUCACAAAGACAAGGGUCAGGUUGUGAAGGAGGCCAAGCAAAGUCAAUCGACGCAAUCGCCAAAGUCUCAGUCGUCAAACGCGCAGCGCCUACCGGGUCAGCCCGCAAGAACAAACGGCAACCGGGAGUACGGCCAUCGUGGCGGCAAGAACGAUGGCCAUGGUCACGACGGAGGAUGGCAAAAAGCCACCAAGGGUCGAAAAAAGGGCGAUGGGAAGAACCAAGGCAACGGAUUUGUCUCCAGCGAGCUGCCGCCCAAGCAUGACGCAGAUCGUAAGGGUGGCUAA
Messenger RNA from Colletotrichum chrysophilum, 2685 nucleotides. RefSeq lists its product as uncharacterized. The record is from RefSeq and is a predicted model, not a curated record. The coding region runs from base 1 to 2685 and encodes 894 amino acids. Gene Ontology annotation, biological process: RNA 3'-end processing. The transcript is spliced from 5 exons. Gene Ontology annotation, molecular function: nucleotidyltransferase activity. Lineage: Eukaryota; Fungi; Ascomycota; Sordariomycetes; Glomerellales; Glomerellaceae.